AUGAGUGUUAAACCGCCCGAUUGGUCAACCGAUAUAAGUAAGAAAGGAGAGUUCGUCCGUACACCGUCUAAGUUCCGAAACCAAGUGACAGCUGAUGGUUCCAGCGGAUUUUUAGCCGAAGCUGAUCGAUAUCACCUGUACGUUUCACUCGCGUGCCCUUGGGCACACCGCACUCUCAUAACACGAAAGCUUAAAGGCCUAGAGAACGCCAUAUCUUACACUGUUGUGGAUUGGUUUCUUGGCACUGAAGGAUGGACAUUUACAGACAGCAAGCCCAAAUGUUCACUGGAUACAGUCAAUGGAUGCCGAACCCUAAGAGAAGUUUACAACCUUUCCAACCCUGAGUAUUCGGGAAAAGUUACUGUGCCCGUGUUGUGGGACAAGAAGAAGAAAACUCUCGUAAACAAUGAAUCUAGUGAGAUCAUCCGCAUGUUUACUAAAGAGUUUAACGCGUUCUGUGCCACUGAAGAGCAGAAAAAUUUAGAUCUGUAUCCAGAUCAUUUGAGUGAGAAGAUUGAAGAGCUCAACGGAUGGAUUUAUCCGUAAGUACGAUUACGUAACAAAGACCACUAAGAUGACCCCCAGGAAUGGACCAUUUAGAAAAGUGAUGGGGGUGGGGUUGGUGAGGUUGGGCAAAAUUUAUCAGUACAUUUGUCAAGUGAAAAAAACACACAUGUUCAGUCACUGUUGCAAAAACAAUGCUACCAAAGUGAAAAAAAAAAAAAAAAGAUUUCCUCGUCAGGUGUGCAAAACAAAAUUCUGGAACCCCCAAAUAACCUCACCCCCUCCCCUGGCUUGCCAGGCUAGUCCUGACAAAAUAUUCACUGAAAUCUCUUGCAAAAUCUUGUUGAAAAAUCCAGGUUUUGUGGUGGUUAGGCCUAUAGUUGUCAGUAGAAGAAGUAUUGUAAGGAAAACUUUGUUGUUGUUGUUGUUUUUACAUCUGCAGAAAUAUCAACAAUGGUGUUUACCGUGCAGGAUUUGCCACAUCACAGGAAGCAUAUGAUGUUGCAGUGAAAGAUGUAUUCAAUGCCCUUGAUAAGGUGAAAAAAAUAUAUACUUCUUAAAUGGGAAGCCUACAUUGUGAACAGUCUCUUCCAGUCUCUAAAUCCUUGGUUUUCAGUUCAUAUAAUCUGAAACAGCUUGCAGCAGUCUUUGACACAGUUGAAGGCUGUUUGCUUUGAACACAUACACUCAACAGACAAAUAAUACUCCCAUUUAGUUUAUCCUGGAAGAGGGUAUGGGAAUCAGAUGAUUACGGUGUAUAAUAGACUAUCAUUUAUGGACAGUCAGUCAAUAUUAUGAAGACUGGAGUUUCUAGUUUCCAUAAAGUGCUACAUUUGUAGUUUGGGAUAGGAACAGGAGUUUUGGUGCAUGGUGGUUGAUAUUGAACAUGGUCUGGUACAGGUCAAUGGUUUCACUAUCCCAGUGGCACAUCCCUACCCCCAAAUUCCUAGUCUUCCCCCACCCCACUGCAGUCACCGGUAGCAAUGUUUCCUGUCACAUUUAUAAACUAUUAUGUGCCGAAGCUGUUAUACAGUGGAGGCUCUCCCAACGGACACUGUCAUAAGCGGACAGCUCUUCUUAAGGCUGCCUUCUCAAAACCCUGUUUUUCUCGACUCCCAUACACACACUUUUUUUUUUCAUUCCUGUAAGUGGCCAGCUCCAGUUACACCUUUUUUGCAUCCCAAGGGUGUCUGCUUACAAGAGCUUCCACUGUACUUUCCUUGAAGAUUAUUGUUUCCUUUCUUUUCACCACUCUUACAAAGUCUUGAGAUUGUAUUGGAGUAUUAAAUAUAAAAUUAAACCCCAACUGAAGUCACUUUUACAUGAAUCUGCUGGCUUUAUUUUUAGCAUCAAAUAACAAACACAUUACUGGUGGUAUUCUUCCUAUUCACUUCCUAUUUUUGUAAUCAUUGAUUGAUUUUUAAUUUCAUUGUUCUUUCUGUAGGUAGAAGAUACCCUGAGUAAAUCUCGUUAUCUUACUGGUAACACCAUCACAGAGGCUGAUGUUCGUCUCUUCACCACACUUGUCAGAUUUGAUAUGGUUUAUGUUGGGCACUUCAAGGUAUGAAUCUCACAAUGUUUUUUAGGUUAAAUCAUUUGCUCUUCGAGCAUUUGUGAUUAAGCUGUUUUUUGGUCACCGUCCAGCCAAAAUGAAGCAAAGCUACCUCACAGCGUAAACUUUGUUGCAAGGUGAGCCAAUUUAUGCUGGCUUUUUUGUGCUUAUGCCUAAUUAUUAAACUUUCUUAUUACACUUUAUUAUAUGGCAAUAAUAGUGGCUAUUAACUAGUGAUGGCUUUUAACAUCAUCACACGGCUUUUUAACUGUUUGUCUCAUUGAUUUUACUCAAUAGUGUAAUAAGAAGCGUAUCAUUGAUUAUCCCAACAUCUGGGGAUAUCUUCGAGAUCUGUAUCAAACAAGUGGAAUUGGAGAAACUGUUGAUGCUGAACACAUUCAAAAACAUUAUCAGGUGAGGUGCUUGACAGUUGAAUCAGAGUUUUGA
This is a messenger RNA of Porites evermanni, 2503 nucleotides long. NCBI's taxonomy places the organism in Eukaryota, Metazoa, Cnidaria, Anthozoa, Scleractinia, Poritidae. The record is from the annotation of a GenBank genome assembly.